AUGGAUGUCUUAACCGCGUACGGCUCCUCGGCAUCGGAUGAAGAUGGAGAGAUUGUGGAUGUUGCCCAACGACAGCCAAAAAUAGCUCUUCCUUCCGUUGAUCUUACUCCUGUUGUUUUUGCUCCAACACCAAAAUCUGCAACUAUUGCCAUUUAUAAUGAGAAGAGCCGCGAAUUGUCCUGCAACCCAAAGUACGAGGAGUUAUUUCAGCCUGAGGUCAGUGCUAGUUUAUUUUUGUUUAUUUUUUAGGAAAGUAGUUAACAGUUUCUUUAGGCAGGGCCAAGUAACCCCUUCGAAAGUCAAGCUCAGUUGGCGAAAAAGAACAUGUUAACGGGGUUUGUGGAGAAGGCUCACGUCGAUCAAUUCCAUUUCGAUCGGGCAAUCAGGUCUUUUGAUACCUUGGGAUAUGCACAAGAUCCUUCUGCUGAUGCCGGAAUCAAAUUUACAGGGGAUGUGAACAAAGCUAAGGAAGAGGGAGGAGUAAGUUUGUUCGAAUCGAAGAAAACCGGAGGACAAAAGAGGAAAAGAAUAACGAAUUACGACGCUUCUGACCUUGACGGAUAUACCGGGCCAUGGGCCAUAUAUAAGGAUGAAGAAACAAUUGCUAAGCCGAAUCCAGAGUUGCAAAAAGAGAUGGACGAGAUUGUGCGUAAAAGAAAACUGAGAUCUAAAGCCGGAAGAAAGGCAGCUCAAGAUCAGGAACAAAUGGUUGAGGAGAUGACUACAUUACAUGGUGAGUGGUAAACGUGUUAUUUACUUCUGGUUUUAGUCAAAGACGAUGAGGAGUUUAAGAACAGAUCAUUCAUGGAAGUUCCCAAGUUCACGGGCGCUAAUCUUCGGCCUGACUUUGUACCUUCUAAAUGCUACCCACCAACCAAACAAGCACACACGUACAAAAGUCAUACUAAGGCGGUCAAUGCGCUACGAUGGUUCCCCAAGAGUGGGCAUAUGUUUUUGUCUGCAGCUAUGGACUCCAAAGUAAUUUUUAACUCGAUUUCCUCGCGAUCAUUGGUUAAAUAUUAUAUAAAAAUAAUUUAGGUCAAACUUUGGGAGGUCUACGGCAAUCGGAAGUUGAUACGAACAUACGCUGGUCACAAGUUGCCAGUCAAAGAUAUUUGCUUCAACAAUGACGGAACCGAGUUUGUUUCUGCUUCUUUUGACAAUUAUAUGAAACUUUGGGACACCGAAACAGGCCAAGUCAAACAAAGAUUCCACACUGGACACAGACCCUUUUGUGUUAAAUUUAAUCCCGAUGAUGACAAACAACAUAACUUCUUGUCGGGAAUGCAGAAUAAGAAGAUCCUUCAAUGGGAUACCCGGACAGGGGAGAUCGAGCAGGAAUACGAUAGACAUCUGGGACCAGUCAACUCUAUCACUUUCUUUGACCAAAAUCGGCGAUUCUGUACGACUUCUGAUGACAAAUCUAUAAGAAUUUGGGAAUGGUGCGUAUUUCUAUAAUUUUAAAUAUGAUUCUUUAGGGGAAUUCCUGUUGACACAAAACUUAUCCAGAAUUCUGGACUUCACUCCAUUCCAGUGAUGACUAAAGCUCCUUCAGGUAAGCUGAAUAGUUUUUUUCAAUAAUAUUUGUUUAGACAAGUGGAUCGUUGGACAAUGUAUGGAUAAUCGAGUCGUUUUAUUUCAAUUAACUGACGACAAGUUACGAUUUGCCAGGAAAAAGGCCUUCAAAGGACACAACGUCGCCGGGUAUGCUUGCUCUCCGGACUUCUCUCCAGACAUGAGGUAGGGUUGGUGUUGUGCAAUUUUACAAAUUCCUUUUAAUUUAGCUUUCUUGCAUCUGGGGAUUCCCAAGGGAAAGUUUUCAUUUGGGAUUGGAGAACACACAAGAUUGUUUCCCGAUGGACGGCUCACGAGAAUGUUUGCAUUUCAGUCCUCUGGCAUCCUCACGAACCAUCAAGAAUGCUGUCUGCAGGCUGGGAUGGCCUCAUCAAAAUGUGGUGUUAA
Molecule: messenger RNA, 1962 nt
Organism: Bursaphelenchus xylophilus (pine wood nematode)
Lineage: Eukaryota; Metazoa; Nematoda; Chromadorea; Rhabditida; Aphelenchoididae
Source: the annotation of a GenBank genome assembly